AUGUCUGCGACAGACCCGAAACCCGUUGACCCCGAAGCCGUCGCGUCGGAUGCCGCCAACGCGAAUGCCCGCGAGGAUGUCCAAUUGCUGGCGCAAUUGGGAUACAAGCAGGAACUUCAUCGGCAGUAUUCGACGCUGCAGAUUUUCGCGAUAGCAUUCAGCAUCAUGGGCCUGGUACCCUCGAUUGCAUCGACGCUCUCGUUCUCGCUUCCUGCUGGGCCGGUCGGCAUGGUCUGGGGAUGGUUUACAGCGAGCUUGUUUAUUCUGUUGGUUGGGCUCGCAAUGGCCGAUCUUGCGUCCGCUAUGCCUACUGCUGGUGGAUUGUAUUGGUGGACGCAUUUUCUUGCUGCGGAGAAAUGGAAGAGACCAUUGAGUUUCCUGAUCGGAUAUAGCAAUACACUGGGUUUGAUCGGGGGCAUGUGUUCAGUUGAUUAUACCCUCGCGCUCAUGAUACUUUCCUGUGUCUCCAUCUCACGGGGAGAUGGAUGGUCCGCCUCGCGUGGGAUCAUCUAUUCCGUCUACGUCGGCGUGAUCCUAUUACACGGACUUUGCGGCUCUCUGGCUGGACAGCUUAUGCCGAGAAUCCAGACAUUGUGCAUAUACAUCAACGUCGCCCUGGUCAUCGCAACGGUAAUCGCUUUGCCAGUCGGUAGGAUAACACGAGGUGGAACACUCAACUCUGCCCAGUACGUUUACACUCAUAUUGACAAUACAACCACCUGGCCAGCCGGCUGGGCAUUCAUGCUCGCAUGGCUCGCUCCAAUAUGGUCCAUCGGGUCUUUCGACUCAUGCGUGCACAUGAGCGAAGAAGCCCUGCACGCCGCAAAAGCCGUCCCACUGGGGAUCAUCUGGUCAGCGAGUUCUGCAUUUAUUCUCGGGUUCUUAGUGCUGUCCGUUAUCGCAGCCACCAUGAAUCCAGACGUUAGCGCAACAAUCAAUACGCAGUUCGGGCAGCCCAUGGCUCAGAUCUUCUAUGAUACAUUGGGUAGAAAGGGUGCGUUGGCUUUCAUGGCUGUCCUCUGCAUUACCCAGUUCUUCAUCGGUCUCAGCUUGAUCGUCGCGGCAUCCCGACAAGCUUGGGCUUUCUCCCGCGAUGGCGCACUUCCUUUCUCCAGGUUCUUCCGCCAUGUCAGUAAGCGCAUCCCGUUCCAGCCAGUGCGCAUGAUCGGUGGUUUAGUUACGGUUGCCAUUCUCCUGGGCUUGUUGUGUCUGAUCGACCCGGCUGCUGCGAAUGCACUGUUCUCGUUGUUCGUUGCGAGUAACUAUCUCUCAUGGGGCACACCGAUAUUCUGUCGCUUGACCUGGGGUGAACUGUUCACACCGGGGGAGUUCUAUACUGGUCGUUUCAGCAGGAUUAUUGCCUGGGUGGCCGUUGUAUAUCUUCUCUUCGGUGUUGUUCUGUCGAUGUUUCCGACGGAGGGGCCUAGCCCAACUCCUUCCAAUAUGAAUUACACUAUUGUCAUCAACGGAUUCGUGUGGAUCGGUUGUAUGGUGUAUUAUUUCGUCUUUGCUCGGCACUGGUAUACUGGGCCCCUGACCACAGUUGAUGGGAGUGCGUCUGUCACUUCUCUUGGUGCUGCGGGUUCCAAUGACAGACAUACCAAUCAACCUGUCACGACUGGUCGUAAGAAGGAAUAA
Molecule: messenger RNA, 1638 nt
Organism: Penicillium bovifimosum
Lineage: Eukaryota; Fungi; Ascomycota; Eurotiomycetes; Eurotiales; Aspergillaceae
Product: putative GABA permease (Uga4)
Exons: 6
Coding region: 1-1638 (545 amino acids)
Biological process (GO): transmembrane transport
Cellular component (GO): membrane
Molecular function (GO): transmembrane transporter activity
Source: RefSeq, a predicted model, not a curated record